GUUCUCACGCUUGUAACAAAAAAAAAAACAGGAAUGCUAAAAUAGCAAGCUACAACAAAGUAAAACUUUGAAACUUUUUUAAAUAUUCUUUUAUGUCAACAGAGCAUCGGAGAGAACUAUAGAACAUCAUGUUACGUGUUUAAAAAAGAAGACUACAAAUACAUUUUUAUUUCUAGGAAAUAACUUUUUGACAUGGCAUGAGGUUUUGCCCCCUGUCUAGUUAAUAAUGUCAUCAUUUAUCUGAUCUGUGGGAAAAACCUGGCCGCUCGUGGAACUAGAACUCAUAUCGGAAUGGCUUCAGCAGUGUUUCCCCGUCAGAAACCACGAUUUCUCCCUGAUAUCAAUGAGAAGAGCUCUGUCAAAGCCAGCCUGCAUGGAAAAGAAAUGAAAAAACCAAACCGAGGCUCUGCUGAGAGGGAGAGGAUCCAAACCACCACGAUGAAUGCGGAUGAAAUAGCGCAAUUCCGAUACAGUCUGCACCAGAAUCUUUGCGUGUCCAUGCUGCAGGAGGGAUUUCAUGGCUCCUUUAAAAAGUUUUCCUCUUUGCUGCAGCGCUGGAAGGACGAGCGUCUAGCCGCGGGUCCUGACAGCGAGUUGUGGCUGCAGCGUUCUCUGGAGGAGCAACCAGACAAACUGGAGAUGCUGAGAGAGCACCUGACCCGCGCUGAGGCUGCACAAAGAGCUGAUCAGUUUGUGGAGGUGUAUGAGAGUCAUUUGGCCUUGGCGAAGUUUUUCUCAGAGCCAGAGGACAUGUGGCUGCGUCAUCACUUUUAUAAGCUCGGCCUCAAAGCUGCCCGCAAAGUCAAGACGGACUCCAGCAGGAGGGAGGCUGAGGCCAGUGAACACCUCGCCCACCUGUAUUUGGAGCGAGGAGACUUGGAACUGGCACAGGAGCACUUUGAGAUGUUUCAUCACCUGGCAGUGGGACAGUCGUGGCAGGACGAGAGCGGGCACACACACCUGUCUCGUGCGUGUGAAAGUCUCUGCAGGGUUUACACACUGCUGGCACAGAGGCAGCUGCAGUGUGGGGAAUACCGAGCAGCCAUUCAGCUCCUCAACCAGGCUUAUGAGAUGGCUAAAGAAGCGGGUGAUAAGACACUGGAGGGCGAAGCAGUGUACAGAGUCGGACUGGCCUAUCAGAGCAUGGGCAGUCAAACAACUGCUAAACAGUUCCUGAACAUGUUCAUGGAGAUCUCCACAGCACUGGGAGACAUGGAGAGCCUAGGCAAAGCCUAUAAGGCCAUUGCUAAAUCUCUGGAGAGUGAGGACAAAAUAAGUGACGCCAUUGAGCAUCUACAGAAAUAUCUCGAGGUUUGUCAGGAGAACAAUCAGCAUGAAAAUCGACAGGACGCUUACAUGUGCCUGGGGUCCAUACACAUCUCUAGAGCUCAGUAUGAACGAGGCUGUGAGUAUUUUACACAGGCCUUUGAGAUGGCAUGCAGCCUCGACUCGAAUCCAUGCAUUGAGAAAGCUCAGCUGUGUGUGGGCAUCGCCCGAGCUCAUUCCAUGCUGAGAGUGUACACUAGCCACUUGCAGAUCAACAAGCCACCAAACGUCUCUACACUCAUCUCCUGGAAAGAAACAAAAGAGGAUAAGUUCCAUGAGACACUGUAAGAAAUAAUGAAAUAAAAAGAUGAUGAGUGGAGAGAAGAAAACCCAGACCUCUAGCUUUUUCUUUCUUUCUUUUGUAUUUCUUUUCUUUUGUUUUAUUUCAUCCCUAACAAUACUGAAAUCUCAAUCAUUAGAUGAAUAUAAACCAUUAAAUUCACCCUUCAGGAAGCUGAUGUGUAUAUCCUGAUCACUUAGCCUUAGAUAUCCCUCUCAUUUUGAGUUGUCUAAAUAGAGAGAAAGAAAGAGUGGAUUGAUUUAUUCCCAGUAUUUUAGCAAAAAUUUAUCAUAUUCCACUAGAAACGCUAUUGAGUGUGCACUUCACAUUCUUUUUGUAUUUUAAUGUGAGUACUAUCACACUGAAAUGGAUUACAACUCACCAUAUUUCUAUUUCUUGUUCUAUUCAGUACCUGUGAUUCACUUAUCCAUAACAAUUAACAAUAUUUAUGGAAGUAGACACACAAACCCCCUUUCGUUGUUAUAUUGUUGUAAAAACUAUUUUACAUGUUUUUUGGAGAAACCGAAUCGACCACAUAAGGUUACACGUUGGAAAAAAAUUAUUUUAGUAGACAGCCUAAUUCUAUUAUUUGAUACAAUGUCUCCUUUGAUGAAAUGGUUUUUUUUUUAAUUGCAAUUAUGUAAUUGACCAAUAGGGGGCAAAAUUGCAUAAAAAACAUGCAUUAGGCUAUAGUGCAUUGAACAGGAAAUUGUAAAUCACAAUAAAUAAAUAAAUAAAUAAAUAAAAAAAUAAAAAUCUGUUUGAGUGAGUAAUUAGGUUGAUAUGAGAGGAUGCAGAAAUAAUGACCACACAAGAAAUAAACUACUGAAAACAAAACAAGACAGCAGCAGGAACUUUCGUGUGGAGUGAAGCAUGAAAUUGAAUUGUGUGAGAAAUGCAGAGGUUAUGAAAUAUU
Ictalurus punctatus (channel catfish) is the source of this 2522-nucleotide messenger RNA. It is a transcript of the gene ttc29, whose product is annotated as tetratricopeptide repeat domain 29. Gene Ontology annotation, molecular function: protein binding. The record is from RefSeq and is a predicted model, not a curated record. Lineage: Eukaryota; Metazoa; Chordata; Actinopteri; Siluriformes; Ictaluridae. The transcript has 10 exons. The coding region runs from base 292 to 1614 and encodes 440 amino acids.